Messenger RNA from Penicillium diatomitis, 984 nucleotides. Its product is annotated as sulfurtransferase. Gene Ontology annotation, molecular function: thiosulfate-cyanide sulfurtransferase activity. Gene Ontology annotation, cellular component: mitochondrion. The record is from RefSeq and is a predicted model, not a curated record. Lineage: Eukaryota; Fungi; Ascomycota; Eurotiomycetes; Eurotiales; Aspergillaceae. The transcript has 2 exons. Gene Ontology annotation, biological process: transsulfuration. Bases 1 to 984 code for a protein of 327 amino acids.
AUGACUUCUUCCUCCACUCCCUUUACAUCGCUUUUUGUGACUCCCUCGGAGUUUCAUCGCGUCUUGUCUCGAACGUCUGACUGCGACCCCAAUGGCCCGCGGGUGAUUCCACUCGUGGCGGGCCGGAAGUCCAACGUUCAGUCCUUUGAGGCGCAACAUGUGCCUGGUUCCAUAUUCUUCAACAUGGACACCAUGAGAGACACUUCAUCUCCAUAUCCCAUGAUGCUACCCACCACAUCUCAAUUCGCGUCAUACAUGUCCAAACUCCGCAUCAAGCCAGACGAUGUAUUGGUCGUCUACGAUCCGCUGGAACCGGGCUUUUACUCGUCGCCUCGGGUAGCCUGGAUAUGUCGGUAUUUCGGCCACCGUGCGGUUCACAUUUUGAAUACCUUUCCCCGGUAUGUCGAGGAGGGGUAUCCUGUUGCCGAGGGCCCGGUGAAUGGCGGAUUCUCUGGGACUGAGGCUCUGGAUGGUGACGGCGAUGGAUGCGACAAGAGUAAGAAUGAGAGGGACAGCGUGGGCUCUUAUCCGGAGUCCCUGUUGCCAGACCCGGAGAGGGUCGUUGCAUUUGAAGAACUAAGAGGCAUGAUCAAGGAUGGGUUGACCCAAGAGAAGGACAAGGAGUUGAAAGAGCUGCAGAUCAUCGAUUCCAGACCCAGCAAUCGCUUCUCUGGCCCUGUUGAUCCAGACCUGUCCGUCCUCCCGAGAGGCCACAUACCGUCUGCGAUCAAUGUGCCCUUUUCGUCACUGGUGGGGCCUGAGAACACGGUGCGAUCGCCAGAUGAGCUCAAACAAUUAUUCAUCACGGCGGGUGUGAAGCAGAAUGUCCCCACCGUGCUAUACUGUAAUACUGGGGUGACGGCGGCGGGAUUGGAUAUGGCACUGAAGGCGAGUGGGUUGGCCGUACAGACACGGCUGUAUGAUGGGAGUUGGAGUGAGUGGAGCAAGAGAGCAGAUCAACCUGGAGAGAAGGUGUGUGAGUAG